UUCUCCCUUUACGUCCCCUUCGGGGUGACAUACGAAAAAUUUGGAACGAUACAGAGAAGAUUAGCAUGGCCCCUGCACAAGGAUGACACGCUUUUCCGGAGUGGUAGACCUACGGGUCUCAAUAUUUAUUGUCUCUUUUUGCUCCGAUCCUGGCGCGCUGCAGCUGUUGAAGGAUCAUCGCCAUUUGCGUGUGGGCGUUGCUCAGAACCAUAG
This is a messenger RNA of Schizophyllum commune H4-8, 213 nucleotides long. RefSeq lists its product as uncharacterized. The transcript has a single exon. NCBI's taxonomy places the organism in Eukaryota, Fungi, Basidiomycota, Agaricomycetes, Agaricales, Schizophyllaceae. The annotation marks the transcript as partial. The record is from RefSeq and is a predicted model, not a curated record.